Cornus florida is the source of this 738-nucleotide messenger RNA. RefSeq lists its product as uncharacterized. The transcript is spliced from 4 exons. Bases 1 to 738 code for a protein of 245 amino acids. The record is from RefSeq and is a predicted model, not a curated record. Lineage: Eukaryota; Viridiplantae; Streptophyta; Magnoliopsida; Cornales; Cornaceae.
AUGGAGAUUUUAAACGGCCACAGAGAAAGAUGUUAUGAAAAUUUUAGGAUGUAUCCUGAAGUUUUUAGAAUAUUGUGUAGUUCCCUGAAAGGUAUAGGGCUGAAAGAUUCUAAAUUUUUAACUGUUUAUGAACAAGUGGCAAUCUUUUUGCUCACUUUAUCUCAUAAUCAAAGGAAUCGUGUUGUAGCUGAGAGAUUUCAGCACUCCACUGAAACCAUUUCCAGACACUUCCAUGCUGUGUUACAUGUAGUAUGUCAGUUGGGCACCCAUAUCAUUGCCCCUCCUGAUUUUUCUGUGAUUCCGAAUAAGAUUAGAGAGUCUUCUAGGUUUUUCCCUUACUUUAAGAAUUGCGUGGGAGCUAUAGAUGGAACCCACAUUCCUGCAACUCUGCCAACAACUGGGUGGGAAGGCUCCGCUAAUGAUUCGAGAAUCCUAAAGGAGUGUAUUGAGAAUGAGGCAAUGAACUUUCCAGCUCCACCAGCAGGUAAGUAUUAUUUGGUGGACUCAGGAUAUGCCAACAAGCCUGGUUAUUUGGCCCCAUUUCGAGGUCAUACUUACCACUUUCAGGAAUAUCGUAGGACUAGACAACCUCGUGGUCGGGAGGAAGUGUUCAAUCAUAGGCAUUCAUCUUUGAGAAAUAUAAUUGAGCGAUGCUUUGGGUUGUUGAAGAUGAAAUUCGCUAUUUUGAGGGCAAUGCCUCCUUAUAAGUUUUCAACACAAAAAUCAGCAUCAGCCUGA